AUGAGUUCUUCGUUGUCUCGGUGGUAUCUUUCGUUUUUGUUUCAAAUUAACAAUCAAUUAUGGUUCUUAUUAUCAUGGACAAUCAUGGUAAUUUGUGGGGCUACAGCAGUGUAUUAUUCAUAUUAUUAUGACUUAGUUUUUUUUAAAAUUAUAUUAACAAUUAAUUGGCCAUGGUUAUGUAUUUGUAUGGUCUUAUUAAAUGCUACAAAUCCAGGUUUUUUUCCUUUAAGAGAAGAGUACUUUAAACAAAACCAAGAUAAGAAGUUUAAAAUGUAUGACGUUAAUUUAUUUGGAAGUGACAUUACAGCAAAGUAUAAAGCUACUUAUCUUCCACGAACAUUUUGUCAUAAAUGUAAAUUUAAUCGACCAUUGAGGGUGCAUCAUUGUCGUAAAUGUGAUUUUUGUGUUGAGAGAUUUGAUCAUCAUUGUAGUUGGAUUGGAAAUUGUGUAGGGAGUAACAACAGAAAGAUUUUUUAUACUUUUCUAUGUAUUACUGUAUUCACUGAUUACAUUGCAACAAUAACAACAGGAUAUUCUAUUUAUUGUAAUGUUAUAAAGCACAGAAUAAUAACAACACCACUACUAUAUUUUUCUUUUUGUUUGUUUAUUAGUGUUGCAUUUUUCAUUACUAAAUUAUGGUAUUUUCAUACUCAGGCCAUCUGCAAGAAUUAUACAACAUACGAAUAUAUAAAGAACAAAGACUUCAAUCUUCCUAAUCCAUAUGAUGAAGGGAUAAAAACAAAUAUUACAAAAUUUUUCUUUACAUCAAAUCCAUCAUGUGGAAGAUUAUUUUGGACUAAAGAAUACUAUAAUUAA
Entamoeba dispar SAW760 is the source of this 816-nucleotide messenger RNA. Its product is annotated as palmitoyltransferase ZDHHC15, putative. The transcript has a single exon. The record is from RefSeq and is a predicted model, not a curated record. Gene Ontology annotation, biological process: protein targeting to membrane; peptidyl-L-cysteine S-palmitoylation. Gene Ontology annotation, cellular component: endoplasmic reticulum; Golgi apparatus. Bases 1 to 816 code for a protein of 271 amino acids. Gene Ontology annotation, molecular function: protein-cysteine S-palmitoyltransferase activity. Lineage: Eukaryota; Evosea; Mastigamoebida; Endamoebidae.